This is a messenger RNA of Sclerotinia borealis F-4128, 1638 nucleotides long. NCBI's taxonomy places the organism in Eukaryota, Fungi, Ascomycota, Leotiomycetes, Helotiales, Sclerotiniaceae. The record is from the annotation of a GenBank genome assembly.
AUGUCAAAUUUGAUCAACCGCGUGGGCAGCUCGUCACAAGCGCAGUUUACAGCUACUGCGAUUGUAUCUGGUGCGGUAGUAGCAGGUGCAAUUUUCAGUUACCAGGCAUUGAGGAGGCAAGAGAAAGUGGAGGAUUUAAAGAGCUCGAUACCAAGUUUGGGACGAGACCAUCAUGCUGAUUUGCUUACGGAUAUGGGGAUUGCGCCCAAGGGUACGGGUAUAAGUAGAGAAGAUGAGCGAGGCGCUGCAUUCGCAGAGAGAGCGAGGAGAGGGGAUUAUGACGAUGAACUCAUUCUAGAGCAAUUGGCACGGAACCGAGUCUUCUUGAAAGAUGAUGGACUACAAAAAUUACGCUCAGCAUUUGUGGUUGUGGUUGGUUGUGGAGGUGUUGGAUCGCAUUGUACAGCAGCCCUCGCACGUUCAGGAGUUUCGCAUAUACGACUCAUCGAUUUCGACCAAGUUACGCUCUCAUCUCUUAACCGACAUGCUGUUGCGACACUAGCAGAUGUUGGUACGCCGAAAGUAGGAUGUUUGAAGAAUCGUCUGCAGCAAAUUACGCCAUGGGUAAAUUUCGAUUUGAGGAACGAAUUAUUCCAUGCCAAAGCGGCGGACUCCUUGCUAGCGGAAUGGGAUGGCAGAAGGCCAGAUUAUAUUGUGGAUGCUAUUGAUAACAUUGAUAGCAAGGUGGAAUUGCUGGAAUAUUGUUAUAAAAACAAACUUCCAGUAAUUUCGUCCAUGGGCGCAGGAUGCAAAUCCGAUCCUACCAGAGUUUUUGUCGGAGAUAUUUCUGCCAGUACAGAUGAUCCACUCUCCCGUGCCACUCGAAGAAGACUUCGUUUAUUAGGUAUCACAUCCGGUAUAAACGUGGUAUACUCAACAGAAAAACCUGGACCAGGAAAAGCACAACUAUUACCUUUACCCGAGGAGGAAUUCAAGAAAGGCUCAGUGGGCGAUCUCGGUGUAUUACCCGAUUUUCGCGUGCGGAUAUUGCCAGUUCUAGGCACCAUGCCAGCUGUCUUCGGCUAUGUGGUUGCCAAUCAUUUGAUCCUCCAAAUCACAGGCUAUCCAUGCGAAUACGUUCCAGCCAAAGGUCGAGACAAGAUGUAUGAUGGUAUACUCGCGCAACUGCAAGGGUUUGAAGAAAAACUCGCUCGAACUACCACUGAACAUGAAGAUGCACAAGGCUUGAAAGUCCCAUUGACAUCCGCCGAUGUGGGAUACAUAAUUGAAGAAGUAUAUAAAGGAAAGUCGGCAUUGAGUGGAAUAUCAACGAGACUAGCGUUGACGAGAUGGAGAAAACCCGAAGAGGGCAGUACGCUGGAUACGAGUGUCAAGGGUCAGAAGGCGAGUAAAGUUAGAGCUAGGGAUUUGGUGUGUAUGACGAGAGAGGAGGCAACUAAACACGAAAAUAUGAUUUUUAAGGAAGGGAAGAAAGUAGAAGAGGUGUAUGAUGGUGAGAUUAUAGAGAAGGUAGAGGCGAGGAUUAGAGAGGAGAUCGGCAAAGUGAAGCCAUUCAAUACAACCAACCCUCUCUCUGCAAACCCUAGAGCACACGCACGUACGCCAGAUCCUUACUUUAUGAUUGCGCAAAAGACGAUGCGAAAAAGAAGAUCGAAAUUACUCGUAGAAGCAACUUGA